UGUUAAAUUUUAAACUGCCAUGCACUCUGCUUCCAGUAUGCUGGGAGCAGUGAAAAUGGAAGGGCACGAGCACUCGGAUUGGAGCAACUACUAUGGAGAACCAGAGAGCUAUUCUUCAGUGAGCAACAUGAAUGCCGGGCUGGGCAUGAACACCAUGAACACCUACAUGGGCAUGCCCGCCAUGAGCACGGCGGCCAACAUGACGGCGGCCAGCCCCACGUACCGGCGCAGCUACACGCACGCCAAGCCGCCCGACUCCUACAUCUCGCUCAUCACCAUGGCCAUCCAGCAGUCGCCCAACAAGAUGCUGACGCUGAGCGAGAUAUACCAGUGGAUCAUGGACCUCUUCCCCUUCUACCGCCAGACCCAGCAGCGCUGGCAGAACUCCAUCCGCCACUCGCUCUCCUUCAACGACUGCUUCCUCAAGGUGCCGCGCUCCCCGGACAAGCCGGGCAAGGGCUCCUUCUGGACCCUGCACCCCGACUCGGGCAACAUGUUCGAGAACGGCUGCUACCCGCCGCACUCCAGCCCCCCGCCCUGCCAGGAGCACAAGCGCGCCCUGGCCGACCUGAAGGGCAACCCGGCGCUGAGCCCCGCCGGCCAGGCACCUUCGCCCGCCCAGCAGCAGCAGCAGCAGCAGCAUCACCUGCUGGCUCAGCACCACCCGGGGCUGGCGCACGAGGCGCACCUCAAGCCCGAGCACCACUACGCCUUCAACCACCCCUUCUCCAUCAACAACCUGAUGUCGUCCACGGAGCAGCAGCACCCCCACCACCACCCCCACCAUCACCCCCACCACCACAAAAUGGACCUCAAGGCAUACGAACAGGUGAUGCACUACUCCGGCUACGGCUCGCCCAUGCCCGGCAGCCUGGCCAUGGGCGCUGUAACGAACAAAAGUGGCCUAGAGUCCUCCCCACUGGCUGGAGAUACUUCUUACUACCAAGGUGUGUAUUCCCGACCCAUCAUGAACUCCUCCUAAGGCGGGCUCCCUCUUGCCACCAGCCCUCCCCCUCCCUUAUUCCAUCCCCUCCUCCCCAUGCAAGGGAGGCCCGGACUUUGAUCCUGAUGAUGGUAAUGAUUUUCGUUGGCUCCAGAUGUUGUGUAAUUUGGGACUUGCUAGUUCUGUGUGCUACACAUCCGCCCGCAAGGAGGACAACUUCCCACCCAGCCAGCCUGACCCCAAAUCCGCCUGGCUUUGGAUGGGGCCCAUAGACGCCCAACCACU
This is a messenger RNA of Alligator sinensis (Chinese alligator), 1228 nucleotides long. RefSeq names its product forkhead box A2 (gene FOXA2). Gene Ontology annotation, biological process: cell differentiation; anatomical structure morphogenesis; regulation of transcription by RNA polymerase II. Gene Ontology annotation, molecular function: DNA-binding transcription factor activity, RNA polymerase II-specific; RNA polymerase II cis-regulatory region sequence-specific DNA binding. The record is from RefSeq and is a predicted model, not a curated record. Lineage: Eukaryota; Metazoa; Chordata; Crocodylia; Alligatoridae.